GACAGACGAAAACUAAUUUUUGAAAGUUGAGUGAUGAUCGAGAAAUUUUUUGAAGUCUAAUGAUUACUUGGUAAUCUUUGAAAUUGAAAUUAUCAAUUAAUUCUUUAAUAACUUCUCAUUUUAUUUUUAAUCCCUCGCUCACAUUUUCACACUGAAAUGCAUGUCCACGCGCAUUCCCGCCAAGUCCUAUAGAGCAAACGCGUCUUCUCCGUGCGAGAGAGCGAGGGAGAGUGAACUUUGUUAGGGGCUAGAGGGAUUUUCAAUGGGUUCACCGAAGAAGAGGAGAGGCAAGAAUAAAAGGGCUGAAACCGAAAUCCCAGUUGAAGAUGAUAAUAAUUUUGAUAAUUAUCGCACUUUCGAGACUCUCCUUAGAGCAAUUCAAUCCCCUCAGGGGAUAAAACCGCCGGUCUUGAAGAGUUUGUAUCUUCUGCUUGUUCAUUUGUCUUCAAACCCACAAUGGAGUGUCAAAUGUGCAGUUGGUUUGAAUGAAUAUGACCUGGAAAUUUACAAUGAAGGGAUCAAAGUGGCAUUCGGAGAUGUAUGUAGACUCUCCGAUGUACUAUUUAAAGAGAUAACUGAGAGGUAUAAGCACUUCUUAGCUUUAUGUGAAAACCUUGCAAGUAAGAAUUUCGAAGAAGUUAGCUCCCACUCGGAUUUGUUGGACGCCGCUGAAAUAGUGAAUUUGCUGUUGAGAUGUUGCAUAGUACUGUUGAUUCUGCUUGCAGCCCAACAAAAUCUUUUUCUGGAGAAAGGUCUCAUUCUGUUAAGGAUACUCAGACAAUUGAGUUUACCAAAUUCACUUGUGACAAAGGGGAAAAGUGCAUUUAACUUUGAGAAGUCAGUUUCUCAUCAGUGUGCUCGCGGUGAAAGUGACUGCAAAACAUCCUAUGCUGAAGACUUUACUGCCUCCUUUCACAUUUUAGAACCAUCUAAUCUUUACCUCUUUUUCCAAUCAGCAAUGCUGGAGGUAUUUCUAGACGAGCUUUUGAUUCAUGAGCAAAUAAGAGGGUACUUUAAGCUGAUUGAUUCUGUUGCUUCUAUUGGAGAAAAGCUGCUUAUUUGUCAUUCUACCCAGGGGGGUAUUGGGUUUGUAAUGGAAGUGAUUUGUACUCAUUUUUUAAAAUCAUUUUCUGAUGAGCUUGCAUUUGAAGAUUUUCUCGUCCGAUUAUUUGUCAUACAUGCUAAGGAACUUAGAUAUUCGUACAGAGCUCCAGAAAUAAGUCUGGUUACUGCAGUAUCAUUACUUCUCGAUCCUAUUAUGGUUUCUGCUCCAAAAUAUAUGCAAGCACAUCUGAUCUCUUUGGUUUCUGAAGCUAAUUAUAUGAUAGACAUAGAGAGCCCGAAACCAGAUCGUAAACUUUUGAACUGCUUCCUGUCAGUUUUUGAAAAAUCAGUCAUUUUGUACAUGAAGCACAUGUCUAGUUUGGAAAUAGAUGGCUAUUCUCAAAGUGGUGUAGGUUGUGAUAAAUCAAAUAUAUCGGAUGAAAGACUUCAUCCGUUGUUUGAAUCCUAUAUAUCGCCUGAGACAAAGCAGAAGAUCGAUACUCUAAUAUCCAGAUUAGAUGAUUCAUUGCUUCCAAAAUUGCAUGGCAUUUUCAUUAAAAUGAAAUCUGAUCUUGUAAGUUCUGCCAUGAAAUUUGUGAAGGAGAUGCAAACUGUUUUUGAGGUACCAUGUCAAGAUGAUAUUUUAGCUAUCUUAAGUGGCUUAAUUCUCAGAGCUUCUGAUAGCUUCAAUGACACUGCAAUACAUUCAAUUGAGGGUACAAGUCUGCAGGAUGUAUAUCUUCUUGCUUCCUUAUUGAAGUUAAUGAGCACUUCAUUGAGGCAAGCCGUACGGUGUCUCAGACAAGGUGAUGAUUUAUGUUGCGUGAAAACCUUGAAAGAUUUUUCUUCAUGUAAGGAGUAUGAUUUCAUUAUGGGUAUAAUCACUACUUUCAGAAACUUUGGCAUUCAGUUACCCACCCAACAAGUUCUAUUCGAUGAGAUGUCGAGCCAUGUUACAAGGCAUACAGUUUCUAAAAUGAUGUUUUUGCAUUUUUCUGGCUUGAUGUCAUUGAGCUUUGUUAGUGGGCUUGAUUGUUUAGUUAAGGGCUGCUUGUUGACAAUUAUUGCCAUAUUGAAUUUAUUUGUUUUCGAAGAGGGUAAUUUAGAUGCAUUUCGGUCAGUGGUUGAUUCCAAUAAAGAAUCCUUUUCAUCUGGAUUGCUCCAUGUCAAAUUCCAGGAGACUGUAGUGGACCAAAACUCUAGCCUAGUGGUUGCAUCAAAAUUUCAGAAGAUAAGGACCCUGUAUUUGAGGGAUUCUCUGGCGAACAAAAGUAAAGAAACAGGAGACAAAAGUAAAGAAACAGGAGACUUAAGUGUACUGGAUAUGGAGGGUGCCAUAGGGUUGGAAGAGGAAACAGAAGAAACAAGCAAUGGGGAGAUUUUUUUUAAGUGCUUGUUAAAGGAAGGAGAGAAAAUGUCUGAUUUUGACGAUUUAGCUGAUUUUGUUGAGUUCAAACAGGGAAAAGAUUACUCAAAUUGGUUAAGUAAUCGUUACAGAUAUAGAAAGUGGAAAUGUGAGAAAAUGGCAGUGUUGAAGUGGAAGAAGAAGAAAAAAACUUGGAGAACCUUUAAAGGGAAGAAGAUUGGAGUCGGUUUAUUUUGACCACAUGUAUUCAUAUAGUGACUCAGACGGGUUCAAACAAAACACUGUUGAUGAUCCAACUUAUAGUGUUGUGUCAUUUUGGUUGGUCGAACUUUUUUGUGUUCCAAAUUAGUUGCUAAACUUUCAUUUUUCUUUCAGUCUAGAAACUCGUCUUCCUUCAUCUGCUGAAUUAAAGGAAAUGAUGGCAAGAAGCUGGUGCUCCGCAAGGUCAAGCUUCAAGAUUGAGACCGAAGGAUCAAAGGGCGCCAUGGAAUUUUAGGCUUGCAAUAUGCAAUUUAAGAUAGUGAUUCUUCAAGAAUGCUGGACGUUCAUAAUACCAUUACUUUUGGGUGCCUAAAUGAAGUGAUACAGCCAGUAUAUUGUAAAUUUUGAGGAUUUGGCCAGGAAGUGAUUUGAUGUUCAUGAAUGUAUUUAUUUUUUUUUAUAUUCCUGUUCAGAAUUUAAAUCGAAUUAUAGUGCUUUAGACUGUAUUUCCAAUGGUAUAUUUUUUUCUUUC
This is a messenger RNA of Olea europaea var. sylvestris, 3143 nucleotides long. RefSeq lists its product as uncharacterized. Bases 263 to 2647 code for a protein of 794 amino acids. NCBI's taxonomy places the organism in Eukaryota, Viridiplantae, Streptophyta, Magnoliopsida, Lamiales, Oleaceae. The record is from RefSeq and is a predicted model, not a curated record. The transcript has 6 exons.